Messenger RNA from Drosophila bipectinata, 644 nucleotides. It is a transcript of the gene PolE4, whose product is annotated as DNA polymerase epsilon subunit 4. Gene Ontology annotation, biological process: DNA-templated DNA replication. The record is from RefSeq and is a predicted model, not a curated record. Lineage: Eukaryota; Metazoa; Arthropoda; Insecta; Diptera; Drosophilidae. Gene Ontology annotation, molecular function: protein heterodimerization activity. Gene Ontology annotation, cellular component: nucleus; epsilon DNA polymerase complex.
GAUACUUUUGGCGGCUCGUGGAUGUCCAUCCCUAGACCCAUUUAUUUGUUUUUUCGUCAAAUAUAAACAAUGGCUAGCGAGGACUUAUUUCCGCAGGAAUUAACCGAAGAACAGGACCAUGAGCUGGAAAAGGCUAUGGAAACAGAGCCGAUAGAUUCCGAGCAAACAGAGGAACCCCCAGAAGAGCUGGAGGCUGAAGAAACCGAGAAGGAAUCGCCAUCCGAAAAUGGAACCGACAGCACAACCGAAAAGCCUGCAACCAAUGGUGUUAAGCCAACUACUGAUCAUGAAAGUGACUCCAAAAUCACGCAUCUCCCUUUGGCUCGCAUACGAAACAUCAUGAAACUGGAUCCGGAUCUGCAUAUGGCCAACCUCGAGGCUGUGUUUACAUUGACCAAGGCUGUGGAACUUUUUGUUGCCUCUCUGGCGAGGGAAUCCUACACGUACACCGCACAGUCCAAAAAGAAAACCAUCCAAAAGAGAGACGUGGACAUGGCCAUCUCUGCCGUGGACAGCUUGAUGUUCCUUGACGGAGCCAUGAACUUUUAAGCCCCCCUGUGAUUGUAAAAACCCAUCCCAUUAAAAACUGAUAUUCGUUUAUAUUAUAUUUUAUUAUUUGGGUAAUGUAGCGGCAAACACAUUCG